AUGUUUAAAACAGCUAAGGGCUUCUUGAAAGAGGACUUGUUGUUUGUAUCAGAAGAAAUUGGAGAGACACUGCCUGAUAAGGUAAAAAUUUCUGAACUGAAAGAUAUUAUUUUGAAUAGCAAAGAGUAUUUGGAUGAUCCAGACUUUGUGACAAAUAUUUUAGUAACGGCCGUGGGCCAGCGAAAACUAAAAGAAGAACAAAAACAAAAGCAAACAGAAUACGAAGAAAGUGGAAAAAUAAGAGAACACGAACUGGAAUUGGCGAGAAUCAGAGCAACGUUGCCAAUUACAGGUGAGUCUCAAAAUACUGUUAUAUCUGGUGCUAAAAAGAAAUUUAAUCUGCCAAAAUUAGAAUUUAGACAGUUUAAUGGCGAUAUUAAAGAUUGGCUACAAUUUUGGAGCCAAUUUCAACACAUUCAUAACGAUGAUGAAAUCGCGCCUGAGAACAAAUUUCAAUAUCUUGUGCAAGCUACUGUAAAUGGAUCACGAGCCCGAGAAGUAGUAGAAAGCUUCCCGGCAACAGCAGCCAAUUAUGCCAAAGCAGUUGAAAGUUUAAAAGCACGAUUUGGGAGAGAUGAACUAUUAGUAGAAGUUUAUGUUCGGGAAUUAUUGAAGUUGAUAAUCUCAGUUCAGAAACAUGAGAAAAUAUCGAUGACAUCUCUCUAUGAUAAACUCGAAUCUUAUCUGAGAGCCUUAGAUACUUUAGGAGUGACUACUGAUAAAUGGGUUUCAAUUCUUUAUCCCAUGGUGGAGUCUUGUUUUCAAGAGGACUUUUUGAAAGCAUGGAAUAGAAGUGCUUCUUCAGCAGUCUCAACUGAUGCUAAAGACCGUUUAACCAACUUGAUGACUUUUCUUAAAGCAGAAACGGAGGGCGAAGAAAGAAUUAAUUUGGCUAUGGCUGGUUUUGGCUUGGGUGCAGAUGAAAAUCGCCCCCAAUCAUUUAAGAAAAAAGUAAGAGAUUUUCCAAUGGAAAAAGUACCUACAGCUGCCAAUUUAUUUACUACAGCUUCAAAAGAAGUGAAGAAAGAAUGUGUUUUCUGUACUGGGAAACACUCGAGCCCAGACUGUUUUCAAGCUCAGAAGAUGAGUUUGGCUGAAAGGUAUAAUAUUUUAAGAGAGAAGCAAUGUUGUUUUGCUUGCUUAACACCAAAGCAUACAUCUCGUUCCUGUAAGGCAUUUUUAAGAUGUGUAAUAUGUGGGAAAAAGCAUGUCCCACUUAUGUGUGAGUCUCUAGAGGCUAAGAAUCAAGAUUCAUUCAAGAGUGAGAAUAAGAGGCCAAAUGUUGAAGUUAAUAUGGCCAACAACACUUCUAGUCCCAGGGUGUUCCUCCAAACGUUGAAAUUAAAAAUGGUGUGUGGUAACAAAGAAAUCCCAGUUAGGGCAAUUCUAGAUUCUGGGUCACAAAAGACUUAUGUAUUAAAGAAUGUUGUUGAGAGAAUGGGAUAUAUCCCACUCAGAAAGGAAAUUCUGAUGCACUCAUUGUUUGGGGGCAUUAAAUCUGACAAGUGCGAACAUAAUUGCUAUAGGAUAAAACUGAGAAAUCAAGACAACAGUGUUACAUGCAACCUGGAAGCAUUAGACCAGCCAUCUAUAUGUGACAAAAUUUCAUCAGUCACUCCAGGUUCAUGGAUUACAGAGCUCCGUGAGAUGAAGAUCAGGCUAUCAGAUGUAGGGGAGGAGCCCCAAUCUGUUCAAGUGCUUCUUGGUUCAGAUGUGAUAGGGAAGCUCAUGACUGGCCAGCGUAGAGUUCUAUCCUGCGGGCUUGUUGCCAUGGAGACACUACUUGGCUGGACUCUGUCAGGUAAAGUUCCUGAGAAUGAGAUGUCAUCAUGCAAUGCUAUGCUGGUGGCCUCCCUAUUUGUGAAAGAGAUGGAUAUCUCCCAAUUAUGGAGAUUAGAUUCCUUGGGGAUCCAAGAUCCUUCAGAACAAAAAACCAAAGAGGAGCUUCAUAAAGCGUCUAUGGAGCACUUCUUAAGAACUGUCAAGGUCGAUGAAGAAGAGCGAUUCCUUGUCUCCCUACCUUGGCUUGACGGUCAUUUGCCUCUUCCAGACAACUUCAAUUUGGCACUCAAAGGGUUGCAAGUGACAACCCAUAAGCUGAAGAAGGAAAACUUAUUUCAAGAAUACGGUGAUGUCUUUAAAGAAUGGGAACGAGAAGGCAUAAUUGAAGAAGUUCCCCAAGAGGAAAUAAAGUCUGCUUGUCACUACCUGUCCCAUCGACAUGUGGUGAAGCCGAACAGCACUACGAAAAUUAGGCCCGUCUUUAACGCUUCAUCAAAACAAAAGGGAGCGGUCAGCCUCAACGACAGUUUGGAAAAGGGAUUAAACUUGAUUGAAUUGAUCCCUUCCAUGUUAACAAGGUUUCGACUGUAUAGGUUUGGCAUUUCGGCUGAUAUACGGAAGGCCUUCUUACAAAUAAGUCUAUAUAGGGAGGAUCGAAAUUUCCUGCGAUUUUUGUGGCACAGUGAAGAAGGAGAACUCAUACAUUACCGACAUUGCCGAGUGGUGUUUGGUGUUUCCAGCAGCCCUUUCUUGCUUGGGUCAAAAAUCCAAUACCACUUGGAGAGAAAGUUGGAAGAAGCGCAGCAAGGCCGUGGAAGAUACCCUGAGUGCAUUAUUCAAAAGUUGAUGAACAGCUUUUACGUGGACAAUUGUUUAGCAAGCGUCAAAACCCAGUCGGAGCUAGAACGAUUUAUUGAUGUAGCCACGGAGAUCAUGGCUGAAAGAAAAUUCGACUUACGAGGGUGGGAGCACUCUAGCCCCUCUGAUCCAAUAACAAGUCCUACAAUCAUCCUGGGAACGAUUUGGGACAGACAUUGUGAUACUCUUUCAAUAAAUAUUCCUGAUUUGAGAGAACUAAUGGAAGAGGUAAUCACGAAAAGAAAUAUUCUUGCUGCUUCCCACAAAGUGUUUGAUCCCUUGGGGAUUACCAGUCCAGUGUUGCUACUACCAAAACUCUGGCUACAAAAUUUGUGGAAAUCUAAAAUCGGUUGGGAUGAAGAAGUAGGUCUAAAAACACGUCAAGAUUUUCUGAAGUGGCUAAUGGAGCUGGAAUAUUUGAAGCAUGUUAAAGUACCAAGGUGGUUACACUGUGAUAGCGGAUUUGAGCAUAUUUCAUUGCAUUUUUUUUGCGACGCAAGCAAACUAGCCUAUUCUGCGGUUGUUUUCCUACGAGUUGAUAGUGGAAACUCUGUACACAUACAACUGGUGCAGAGUAAAACUAGAAUUGCACCUUGUGGGAAAAAGGAAACAACUAUUGCAAGGCUGGAACUUCUUGGUGCUGCUAUAUCUGCUCGUCUUUCUUCCACUGUCUUGAAAGAGUUUCCAACAUACGAUGUUUAUUUCUGGACAGACUCUACUACUGUGCUGGCUUGGUUGAAGAGAGAAGAACCGUGGGGUAUAUUUGUUUACAACCGUGUUCAAGAAAUUCGGAAGCUGACACCAGUCAAAGCCUGGAGACACGUUCCUGGAUCACUGAAUCCAGCGGACUGUCCGAGUAGAGGGUGUUCAGCGAAGCAGCUUUGCAGUUCGAAAUGGUGGGAAGGUCCCAGUUGGUUGUAUCUUUCGUCUCAUGAAUGGCCUGUUAGUGAUGUUGUAGUAGAUGUCAAUGAGGAAGAAGUGAAUAAAGAGAGAAGAGCUAUCGUGACCUCUAUGAAACAUCAGAGUAGUGGCUUAUCUAUUGAGAAGACUCCUGAUUUACCUACUGACCGUGUUCCUGAUUCACCUGCUGAUCAUGUUCCUGAUUUACCUGCUGACCAGGUUCCCAAUUCUCCUGUUGAAAGGACUGAUAUUUCUGAGGAGAUACACCAUACCAAAACCAGAUUAGGAAGGACCAUAAACGUUCCUCGUAAAUUGGACUUGUGA
Molecule: messenger RNA, 3864 nt
Organism: Argiope bruennichi
Lineage: Eukaryota; Metazoa; Arthropoda; Arachnida; Araneae; Araneidae
Exons: 2
Coding region: 1-3864 (1287 amino acids)
Biological process (GO): proteolysis
Molecular function (GO): aspartic-type endopeptidase activity
Source: RefSeq, a predicted model, not a curated record